This is a messenger RNA of Sus scrofa (pig), 2828 nucleotides long. The record is from RefSeq and is a predicted model, not a curated record. Lineage: Eukaryota; Metazoa; Chordata; Mammalia; Artiodactyla; Suidae.
UCACAUCCAUCAAAGCAAAUCUGGAAGGGAAGAACGAGCAUUAUCUCAGUUGCAGACAUGAGAAAACUGAGGAACCGAGGGGACAAAAGAUUUACGCGAAGACCUCUAAGCUGGUUUUGUGGAACAGCUGGGAGCAAAACCCUAGCUCCUUAGAAGUACAUUACCUGCUAUUUUCCAAAACAACAACAACAACAACAACAACAACGAAAACCAAACCUUGCUGUUUGGUACAGACACACUCUUCAUAAAGGGAAGAAAUGAGGUGGAUUUCUUUCCCCAAAGCAAAAGGACAACAAACGACCCUCGCCUCCAAAGCAAAGAUCUUUCCCUUCCAGUGACUGACACCUGGUUCAGGGCAGCCGAACCUUUGGCAUCUGCAACGCAAACGGGCCUUGGGUUGGACCCCAGCCUUUUGGCUCAGACCCAGCACCACCCACCCCUCCCCGCCUCGGGGGUGGAGCUGCCCCCACCCCCACCCCCAGCUGCCAGUUGAUAAACCUGGAGCCGAACCCUAGGAGCUGCUCCCAGGCACCUGGAGGGAGGGCGAGCCCAUAGCGCAUGCGCCCCUCGCCAUGGCGGCGCCGUCGAGGCUCCUCAUCCGUGGCGGGCGCGUGGUGAACGACGAUUCCUCGCAGGUGGCCGAUGUGCUGGUGGAGGACGGCGUGGUGCGAGCGCUCGGACGCGACCUGCUGCCGCCCGGGGGUGCGCCCGCGGGGCUGCGGGUCCUCGACGCCGCCGGCAAGCUGGUCCUGCCGGGAGGCAUCGACACGCACACACACAUGCAGUUCCCCUUUAUGGGGUCGCGCUCCGUCGACGACUUCCACCAGGGCACCAAGGCUGCCCUGGCAGGAGGCACCACCAUGAUCAUUGAUUUUGCCAUUCCUCACAAAGGCCAUUCCCUCGUCGAGGCCUUUGAGACCUGGAGAAGCUGGGCUGAUUCCAAAGUCUGCUGCGACUACAGCCUUCAUGUGGCAGUGACGUGGUGGAGUGACCAGGUUAAAGAAGAAAUGAAAAUCCUUACACAAGAGAAAGGUGUGAACUCUUUUAAGAUGUUUAUGGCCUAUAAAGACCUGUAUAUGUUGAGAGAUGUGGAGCUGUACACAGUCUUUUCUUGGUGCAAGGAAAUUGGAGCGAUUGCUCAAGUUCAUGCAGAAAAUGGAGACCUCAUUGCAGAGGGAGCAAAGAAGAUGUUGGCAUUGGGAAUAACAGGUCCUGAGGGCCACGAGCUGUGCCGCCCGGAAGCGGUGGAGGCAGAAGCCACGCUGAGGGCCAUCACCAUAGCCAGCGCUGUGAACUGCCCUCUCUAUGUCGUGCAUGUCAUGAGCAAGUCAGCAGCGAGGGUGAUAGCAGAUGCCAGGAGAGACGGGAAGGUGGUCUAUGGAGAACCCAUUGCAGCAGGCCUUGGCACAGAUGGCACUCACUACUGGAACAGAGACUGGCACCAUGCAGCCCACCAUGUUAUGGGUCCACCCCUGCGACCAGACCCUUCAACGCCUGACUUCCUCCUGAAUCUAUUGGCUAAUGAUGAUCUAACCACAACAGGGUCUGAUCACUGCACUUUCAACACCUGCCAGAAAGCUCUUGGAAAGGAUGAUUUUACUAAGAUUCCCAAUGGAGUGAAUGGUGUUGAGGACCGGAUGUCAGUAAUCUGGGAAAAAGCCGUGCACAGUGGCAAAAUGGAUGAAAACCGAUUUGUGGCAGUUACUAGCACAAAUGCAGCUAAAAUCUUUAAUCUCUAUCCAAGAAAAGGAAGAAUAGCUGUGGGCUCAGAUGCUGACAUUGUGAUUUGGGACCCAAAAGCUACAAGGACAAUUUCAGCAAAAACUCAUCAUCAGGCUGUUAACUUCAACAUCUUCGAGGGCAUGGUUUGCCACGGGGUGCCCCUGGUGACUAUUUCAAGAGGCAGAGUGGUAUAUGAAGCUGGAGUCUUCACUGUCACAGCAGGACACGGGAAGUUUAUUCCCCGUAAACCAUUUGCUGACUAUAUUUACAAACGGAUCAAGCAGCGGGAUGAGACAUGCGCACCUACCCCCGUGGAGCGUGAACCCUAUAAGGGAGAAGUCGUCACACUGAAAUCCAGAGGGACAGAAGACGACUCUACAGCUGGGACCAGCAAACAGGCCCACCACUGAGCCGGGGGCUGGCAGUAAGGAACAGUGGACAGAGAGUUUUUCUGUAACACAGCAUGUGAAAUUAGCAUAUCUCUUGCUUUGGAAGCAUUUGAAGAGUUCAAGGUCAAGGUCAAAAACUUCAAAGUAACGGAAGACUCAAGGAUAGUUUAGCCAAAGAGAAGACUGGUAAAAGGGCUCUUGACGUAGAACCCUUGGGUGAGCCUGCCAGGCUGAAGAAGGCCUUGGCCUGGCUAGAGAUUUAUUCUCUGAGAUGUUAGGAAGCACUCCUCAGAGGCUUGGAGAAUCAAAUGUGUGCAAGAGGCUGGUAACACGGAGGGACCUGUUAUUGAGGGAAGUUGGCACUGCUUCAAACAGAAAGUACAGGUUCAUAGUCAAAAUUUAUAAAUUGUUUACUCAGGACUUUAAAAAAAAUGAAUCUUUGUAUUGUAAAAGUAACUAUCUUCUGGAACUUAGAAUGAAUAAGAAAUGAAUCAAAUAUUGCUUUCAAGAAAAUUAUUUGAUAAUACUUCAUCAAAAAAUAUACUUAUUUCACACUUAAUUUUAUAAUAAUUUUAUGGAUAUGGUCAUUUACAAAUAUUUGAGUGCUUCAUUGAUUCUCAGUUUCUGAAAUUCAAAUCUUUCUUUUUGAAGCGCCUGUUACCAUCAUCCUUGUCGAUUUUCUUUUUCUUUUCUUCCCCAAUUUGUUUUCUGAUCCUG